This is a messenger RNA of Puccinia triticina, 1176 nucleotides long. RefSeq lists its product as uncharacterized. Gene Ontology annotation, biological process: canonical NF-kappaB signal transduction. The transcript has a single exon. Lineage: Eukaryota; Fungi; Basidiomycota; Pucciniomycetes; Pucciniales; Pucciniaceae. The record is from RefSeq and is a predicted model, not a curated record. The coding region runs from base 1 to 1176 and encodes 391 amino acids.
AUGGUGGUCGGAAAGUUACGCAUGAAGAACACGGAUGAUAAUCACCAGUCUAGCCAGAUCAACAAGCCACGCAAACGUCGACAACGAACUCGCUCGCCUUCGAUCGAUCCCCCUCCCGAGCCCUACGGUCCCGGAAAUGUGAUGGAUGAAUUUCCCUCAGGCUCUUCGUCCGGCUCGCGCGCUUUGAAAGCCGACAAGGGCAAAUCCAGACAACAGCCUGGUCAAGCGGCCGACGAGUUAGUGAUUCAAUGGACCACCACAUCCUCCGGAAUCGCUAAUCAACUCCUGUCCCUGCCAUCGAUGAGUUCCAGUGACUUCCAAACCAAACUCCGGGACGCCUUGAAUGCCGACAACGAAGACCUUCGGCUCGAGUCUCUCCUCGAGGACGAGGUUACGCUUCCGCGUCGUUGGCAAGACCAUCAGAGUCGGGCACAUGCUCAUUCCGACCUCAACGGCCACCAACUUGCUCGAUUAGAACCAGCGGAAUACGAGGAAUACAUCCGAAAACGGAUGUGGAGUCAAUCACAUCAAAAAAACUAUCUCUACCUCAAGGAUCAAGAAGAGCAGAAACGAAAGGCACGCGAGGAAGCUCAGCAGGCCCGCAAGAAACAGAGAGCCGAUGCCAAACUCCGCGCCGAACGAGAGUCACUCAAACAGGCGAACCAGAAGCUUAAGAGCCAGCAACGCUGUAGAGACGCUUACACACGUCGUUGGGAGCUCCUGAACUAUCUACUGAACUCCGAUGGAUCGAAGGCUGAGACCGCCGGCGAAGGGGAAUCGGGAUCACGCCAGAAGCUGAAGGAUGAGAUGGGCCAGGUGAUCGAGUUUGAGGAGAUCCCCUGGCCCGUCUAUCCCCCGAGUGAAUCAGAUGACCCUAUCUCAGCCGUGGAGCGAUUGAAUAUCAGUUCGAUCCGGGAAUUUCUGGUCGGCCAUCUAGCAGAUGAUCGUUCAACUGCUCCAGCGAGGAAGAAGAUCAUCAGGCAUCUAGCAGAUGAUCGUUCAACUGCUCCAGCGAGGAAGAAGAUCAUCAGGGCAGCUUUACUCUCCUAUCAUCCUGAUCGGUUCGAUAGGCUCGUCCAUCGCGUCAAAGAUAUCGACAAAGCCCCCCAGAAGGCCAAAGAGUGGGGCUUAAGAGUCUCCCAAGUCUUGAAUGAAUUGAAUCAAACAAUUGAUUGA